This is a messenger RNA of Dichotomopilus funicola, 498 nucleotides long. RefSeq names its product synaptobrevin-domain-containing protein. The record is from RefSeq and is a predicted model, not a curated record. Lineage: Eukaryota; Fungi; Ascomycota; Sordariomycetes; Sordariales; Chaetomiaceae. Bases 1 to 498 code for a protein of 165 amino acids. Gene Ontology annotation, biological process: Golgi ribbon formation; vesicle-mediated transport. The transcript is spliced from 5 exons. Gene Ontology annotation, cellular component: membrane.
AUGGCGUCAGCAUACGACCCCCCUCGCCCGCGCGGUGACGGCGGAGCUACAACGGACCAAAUUCAACAUGCUGGAUUUGGAGGCGCGCAUGAUGCUGUUCAAGGUUACCCGCUCCCCGGCCUCGGCCGCCUCUUGGAGCCGUUCGGCAAAUGGGAAAUCCAGCCGAACGAGUAUCUACAAAUCAAGGUGGUCGUCAAUAGGCCUUGCCAUAAUGGCAUUCAGUUCAACGGUCCCUGCGAUGUGAACUCGGAAAUCGAUUCCACGAUCAAGGUGAUGCACGAGAACAUCGUCCAGACCGACCAACGUGGUCAUGGUCUGAAUCGCCUCGAGGAUGCGACAGGUGGCCUUGCGGACUCGGCUGGUGACUUCCGGCGCGGUACCAACCGUUUGCGGAAGAAGAUGUGGUGGAAGGACAUGAAGAUGCGCAUCUGGCUGGGUGUCGGUAUUGUUGUCCUUCUCGCCAUCAUCAUCAUUCCAGCAGUGGUCACGUCGAGGUAA